Molecule: messenger RNA, 1010 nt
Organism: Dioscorea cayenensis subsp. rotundata (Guinea yam)
Lineage: Eukaryota; Viridiplantae; Streptophyta; Magnoliopsida; Dioscoreales; Dioscoreaceae
Product: thylakoid lumenal 17.4 kDa protein, chloroplastic
Exons: 4
Coding region: 38-745 (235 amino acids)
Source: RefSeq, a predicted model, not a curated record
GAGCUGCUCUCGAAAUCGGAGAUAAACGAAGAGAAGAAUGGCGACCGUGUGCCUCCCGGCGGCCGGCGCCGGCCACUGCCCUCCAUCACUCCGACGCCAUCGUGUUCCUAAACCUAGAAAGGCACAACCUGGCCGAUUCCUUUGCUCUGUGAAUAAGGAGGUUUCAAGUUUUGGAGAAUGUGAAUCAUCAUUUAAAGGAAUGAAAGGUGUUGCUUGUGGCUUGCUGGCUGCCUGGGCAGUCACUGCUACAUCUCCUGUUUUUGCUGCUAAUCAGAGGCUUCCUCCGCUAUCAACCGAACCAAACCGAUGUGAGCGUGCGUUUGUUGGAAACACAAUUGGUCAAGCAAAUGGUGUAUAUGACAAGCCACUUGAUCUUAGAUUUUGUGAUUAUACGAAUGAGAAAACGAACUUGAAAGGGAAAUCACUUUCCGCGGCCCUAAUGUCAGAUGCAAAAUUUGACGGUGCUGAUAUGUCCGAAGUCAUUAUGUCCAAGGCAUAUGCUGUUGGGGCAAGCUUCAAAGGUGCAGAUUUCUCAAAUGCGGUUCUUGAUCGGGUUAAUUUUGAAAAAGCCGAUCUCCAAGGAGCUAUUUUUAGAAAUGCAGUGUUAUCUGGCUCAACCUUCGGUGAGGCUAAGCUAGAGGAUGCUGUUUUUGAAGACACCAUAAUUGGCUAUAUUGAUCUCCAAAAGCUCUGUACAAAUACAAGCAUCAGUGAAGAAGGGCGUGCCUUGUUGGGGUGCCGAUGACCUCUACUGUUAUUGAAGGCAUUGUAUCUUGAUUUUGCGGCUGAAUUUUUUCAGAUUUCUCAACUUAAGCAGGGGAAUGUUUUUGUUUCUUUGAUCUUUUAUUUGUUGAUUUUAAUGUCAAUUACCUACUAAACUAAGAUGGUUAUGACUAUAAAUUAUAUGUUGUAAUUUGGUACAGAAGCAUGAGUAUUGUUGAGUCCUAAACUAUUGUGUUUAAAGAUAUAAUUGAACUACAUGAAUGAAGUUCUUUGAUUCUUAUGCUUCA